Blepharisma stoltei is the source of this 1060-nucleotide messenger RNA. The record is from the annotation of a GenBank genome assembly. NCBI's taxonomy places the organism in Eukaryota, Ciliophora, Heterotrichea, Heterotrichida, Blepharismidae.
AUGGAAGGCCUCAGAACUCGAAAGCGAAAAAACCCAAACUACGAUUUCGUCCCAAAAACUAAAAAGCUCAAAGUCAUCAAAAAUUCAAUCGAAGUUUGCUGUUUGAAGUGUUCCACACUGUACAAUAAAGAAGAUGAGCACUUCUGUCAAUGUAAAACAGGACUCAUUAACAUAGGAAAUUCUUGCUAUCCCUUUUUAAUAAAUAAUUUUUAAAAUAAAAUCCAUGAAAUUCGCCUCAUUUUUUAAUGAUAUAUUCAGUUAUUUUUAAUAUAUAUAAAUUCAGUCUUUCAAGUUUUCGCUGACCUGAUGGUUCCUCUCUAUAUUACUUCAGACUCACAGCUAGGCUUAAUGAUAAAAAGUUUGCGUUCAUAUUCUGAGCAGCCUAUUUCUACUGAAAUUGUAUUAACAGAACUUGACCAUUUAUGGGAACAUAAAAAUGUCCAGGAAGACGCACAUGAAUUUUUUAUAGCUAUGCUCGCAGCUUUUAACGGGUCAGUUUUUCAAUUUUCGACGCAGUCCGAGUGUUUUUGUGAGAGCUGCAACUUGAGUUUUAUCGGGGAUUUAAAAGAAGAUAUACAUUUUUACCUUAAAUUUGGAUUUUUUAUAAUAAAAGUAAGUAAAAUUAUUAUUAAUGUUGUAUAGAAAUAAUACUUUUCAUAUGAUGAUUGAUGGAUCGACCUUACAAGAACAAAUAAAUGGAAGCAUGGAAGAAAUUUUAGCUGACUGCCCAAACUGCACAUGGCCAAAACUUACGUGCUACAAAACAAUAAUAAAACCUCCUGAAAUCCUUGUGGUAAAAAUGAACAGGUUCCAAUUCAACCAGACCACCGGAAAUGCAAGCAAAGUGUCAAGUAAGGUAGAAAUCCCACAAAAUGUUGAAAUCGGGACUAAGAGGUAUAGCUUAUCUGCAGUGAUUCUGCAUAAAAGCAGAUCAUUAAGAUACGGGCAUUACACUACUUAUUUUCAUAGGAAGAAAAUUUUAAUUGACGACGAGGUGGUUUUUUACAACAAAACACUGAAGCUGGACCAUGCUCAUUUUUACAUAGCAUUUUAUUCAUAA